Molecule: messenger RNA, 1434 nt
Organism: Rhodotorula graminis WP1
Lineage: Eukaryota; Fungi; Basidiomycota; Microbotryomycetes; Sporidiobolales; Sporidiobolaceae
Exons: 2
Coding region: 1-1290 (429 amino acids)
Source: RefSeq, a predicted model, not a curated record
AUGCCUGCACUCGACCGCAGGCAGCAGGUGUGGCCCACGACCACUUCGUCCGCCGCAACAUCCACCCCGGACCUCGCCCAGACGAGCGCGACCCGGUUCGUCCCUCAAGCCACCUCGUCGGCCGACUCGUCCUCGUCCGGCUCCGGCUCGGAUGGGUCCGUCAGCGUGUGGAAGUACGCCAUCGUCGUGAUCCUGUGUGUGUUCGCCCUCGGCGCACUCGUCCGCCUCGGCCUCUUGCACCGCCUGCGCCGCCAACGCACCAUCUACUCGCGCGACCAGCAGCAGCACCAUCGCGCGAGGCCAAGACCUCGCCCCCGCACCGCCGACUCGCAGCGCAGCCUCAACAACAGCGUCUACAGCCUCGACCUCGAACAUGCAGAGCUUCCACCGCCCGGCUACGACGAGGCGCAGCCCGACCCGAACGCGCCCGCCGCCCCCGUCGCCGCCGCCACCGUCGCACCGACCGGACCCGCCUCGGCACCUCGGCGCGGCCCUUUCGCCCGCCUGACGUCCCUGUUCCGCCGCGGCAACGCCGACACGGCCGUCCCGAUGCAGCACCUGUCGACCGCCCGCACGCCCGCGUCGCAGCAGCGGCCGGCCGACCCGGCGACGCUCGCCGAGGUGGCGCACCUGCGCCGCGCCUUGCGCGAUGCCGGCCUCCUCGGGCCCUCAUCGUCGUCGUCGUCGUCCGGUCCGCGCUCAUUCGCCGACUUGACGCCGAGCCAGCGCGCGGCGCUCAACGGCGCGACGCCGGCCGUCCUCGUCGCCGCCGCCGCCGCCAUGGCCGGCCCGCACACGGGCAACGGCGACGACGACGUCGAAACCGAUUCGGAGCGCAGGCGCGCCGAGCGGGUCCGCCGCAGGGCCGAGCGCCGCUUGCGCCGCAGGAGGGAGCGCGAGGCGCAGCGCGAGGCCGAGGAAGGCCUCGGGCUCCCGACCUACUCGCGCAAGGUCGCCGACGGCGAGGCGACGCUGCAGCGGGCCGACGGGUGGAAGACGGACGGGAGCGAUGGCGACGACGGCGACGACAGUGGCGACAGCGGGGACGAGCGCGAGCGGGGCGCGGUCGACGGUGCGGCACUCGGCGGCGCAGGCGCGGUCGUGCCUACGCUCGACGGCGCGCACCCGCCUCGAGCGAGUACGUCGUCGACGGCGGCUGAGCCGUCGCAGGAGCGCGUCGCCGUCGUCGCCGAGGACGACGACCUGCCGCGCGCCGCGUCGUCCUCGACGCGUUCCCUUCCUUCCUCCCCGCCGGCUGUGCCUGCUCCCGCUCCUCGCGCCGAGCCUUGACAGCGUUCACUUUUCCUCUCGCAUCCUGUCGUACCCACCCUUGUUGUAGCUCCCCUCGUCGUCGUCGCCCGAGCUGUAUCUUUGCGUACUCGCCUUCUCGCCUUUGUUCAACUCGCUUCGUCUGUUCGGACACAUUCUCGCCGC